Rhinichthys klamathensis goyatoka is the source of this 2113-nucleotide messenger RNA. It is a transcript of the gene tmprss3b, whose product is annotated as transmembrane protease serine 3. The transcript is spliced from 13 exons. Lineage: Eukaryota; Metazoa; Chordata; Actinopteri; Cypriniformes; Leuciscidae. Gene Ontology annotation, molecular function: serine-type endopeptidase activity; protein binding. The coding region runs from base 227 to 1861 and encodes 544 amino acids. The record is from RefSeq and is a predicted model, not a curated record. Gene Ontology annotation, cellular component: membrane. Gene Ontology annotation, biological process: acrosome reaction; proteolysis.
ACCUUCAAAUUAGCCCCUUCAUUUCUCAAUUUCUCCAAAGCUAAUUUCACAGGCGGUCACUUGGAAUAUUUCAUUCUUCAUUCUUUCUAACAAGGAUUAAACAGACCGAGGGCCUUGGAUUCCCAUUCACAACGUCACUUUUUCACUUCCUAAGUAGAUCGGUGUCAGUGUCGUCUCUCAUUUGCCUCGUUCAUCCAAGAUGAGAGGAUGAAAGAACAGAGUCAUCAUGGCUUCUUAUUCCCAGACCACAGGAGAGACGGAGCGGCCGGGUUCAGAGGGAGGAAGCCGAGAGGAGAGGGAUCUGGUAGAGGACGGCACUGAGUCUAGAGCUCUUGAGCUGGUCUCUAUCACGGAAGAGGACCUUCCCAUUGUGGAGACCCCCAAUACUUUCAACGUGAGCUCCUUCAGCAGUCACAACAGCCAUUCGAUUCACUUCUACGACCCGGGCUCGCAGGACCCCCACGUCCCUGUCGAGUUGCCAACUGUGGCGUCAGCUCCGCUGCCUGUGUACAACAAAGUCCACAACAUUCAGAUCCCACCCAGCCCAGGUGUGCCCGUCAUCAAGGUCCAGCCCUUCUUGGAUGGAGAGGACCUGUCAAACUUGAAAUCUUUGUGUUGGCCGUAUGUGUCUCGCAGAUUGCUGGCUCUGCUUAUCAUCUUGGUCUUGCUUAUAGUCUUGAUUCUGUCACUAGGAAUAGGUUUGGGAGUGGGUCUGGAGAGUUGCUCAGGAAAGUUUCACUGCGUGUCGUCAGUUCGGUGUAUCAGCAGAAAAGCAGUGUGUGACGGAGUCGAGGAUUGCGGAGAUGGAGAAGAUGAACUCAACUGUGUGCGUGUGAGUGGCAGAAGCUCUGUGCUGCAGGUGUUCAGCAGGGGCUCGUGGAGGACUGUGUGCUCUGAAGGCUGGGAUUCUCACCUGGGCUCCUUAGCCUGCAGACAACUGGGAUACAACAGUUACGUAAGCUCUGCUGCCAUUCCCAUCUCCUCUAUUGAAGCAGUAUUUCAGAAUAAUCUAGUGGCUCUCAAUAUCAACCAAACAGCCCUUCAAGACACCUUCAAGAUCCACAACUCUUCAUACGUUAGAAAGACUCUCUGCAGUUCUGGUAUAGUGACAGCUGUCAAAUGUAUAGAGUGUGGUUCCAGGCCAGCCGCCCGCAGUCGUAUUGUGGGAGGAAACGUGUCGAAGCCCGGGCAGGUCCCAUGGCAGGUCAGCCUACACUACCAGAACCAGCAUCUCUGUGGAGGAUCAGUCAUCAGUGAGCGCUGGAUACUCACUGCUGCUCACUGUGUCUAUGGUUUUGCUCAGCCAGUGUUAUGGACAGUGUAUGCUGGGAUGAUAGACCAGCCAUUGAGUGGAUCCGGAGCUCUCUCUGUGGAGAAAAUCAUCUACCAUGCGAGCUUCAGGUCAGAAGGACUCAGCUACAACAUAGCACUGAUAAGGCUUAAACUACCUCUGUCUUUCAACGACCAAGUAGCCCCCAUCUGUCUGCCUAGUUACGGCGAGAGCUUUGAGGAUGGACAGAUGUGUUUAAUCUCAGGCUGGGGAGCCACAGUGAAUGGUGGAGAGGCCAGUGUGUCCCUACAUGUCACUCAGGUCCCGUUACUGUCCGGCAGAAAAUGCCGCAGACGGGGUCUGACCUCAUGGAACAUCUGUGCAGGACACUUGGAUGGCGGUGCUGGUACAUGUUCGGGCGAUAACGGAGGGCCGCUGGCCUGUCAGGGGUCCGGGUGGACAUUGGUGGGCACAGCCAGCUGGGCUGAGAGCUGUGGACAAAAAAACAAACCAGGCGUUUACACCAGCAUAACUGAAGCGAUCACAUGGAUUCAGCAACAGAUGGAGAAAGAAGAGGAUCAGCGUCGUUGAGCGCCUCAUGGUGGACGAGCUUCUGCUGACUUGCAUAUUUCCAUAACUAACAUCUGACAUUACCAUAUCCAAAAUGGCUUAUGAAGGGGAAACAUGUCAUGGUAAUAUGGUAAUAUAUAUAUAGACUCGAAAUGAUUCCCCUUCAUAAGCCAUGUUGGUUUGAUUCUACUGACCAGAACGAAAAUACAGUAAAAUACAAAUUUUUAAGUAAUAGUUUAAACAGUUUAUUUGUAAUAUGCUAUUUAAUGUACU